UCAUGAUAGCUUUGAUCUGAUCGUUAUCUUUAUGGAAAAGAAGAUUCGACUUAAAAGACUGAGGCAGGUGGUUUUAACUAUUUGAGUGAGGUCAUCUUUAAUACCAUAGUGUGACCCGUUUAGAAACCAUGAAAAAAAAAGGAGGGAGCAGAGGAAAGGAGAAGGAGAAUGGGGAAAGGAAAAGAAUAAAGGAAAGAAAGAAGAAAAUUAGGUAGAAGGGAAGGGAGGGGAGGAGGGAAGGAGAGAGGAAGGAGAAGUAGGGAAGCUGAAGAAGGGGAGAAGCUAAAUCACACUUCAUAGUUUUAAAGGGGCCUGUUACCAGGGGGCGGGGCCACUGCUCCAGAAAGGCAGUAGUAGACUAUGGCGAAUGAAUGAAUGCCUGUCUGCUCUGUGACGUUUGAGCCUGAGCUAGAGAAAUUCAGCUACCCUAGGCAGUACUGGCUGACAAAGACUUUUCAGCAAUGCCAUGGCAGAGAAGCUUCUGCUAGUCUCUUUGAGAGGUGCUGGGUGAUUUCAUCAAUGGGGCUUCUAAACAGCCGCAGCACUUUGAGAAGCAGUGAUUCCGGCUUGGCAGAGUCAGCUCAGCCAGAAGACAACGCAGGUCCAGGUCCCAGUUACAUCUCUGGCAGUCGCAAGCGCAAAUGGGGCAUUUGGGACUGUGUGGCACCAACCCCUAACAUCCACGAAUCUUGGAACCAGAGAGUCAACCUAGAGCAACUUUUUGGCAUCGUCUACAGGAAAAAACCGAGGCUAUCAUCUAAGUAUGCAUACGAAAAUUUAUUUUUGGACUGCAAGGUUACCGACAUUCGAAUCCGCGCACUUGAAGUAGAAUGGCCUCUACACAAAGCAUUUUUAUGCCAGUCAGCCUUCUUUGCUAAGAUGCUAAAAGAUACUUGGAAAGAAUCCCACAGUGGUGUUGUUGACCUGCAGAUUAAGAACAAGGAUAUAGAUGUCGGCUCCUUGCACUUUGUGUUUGGGUCAUUGUACAGGGACGAGGACUUGCCAAUAACACCCCGUCGAGUGCCUCACAUUUUGGCAGCAGCAUGCCUGCUUCAGGUGGAGCAUGUCAUCCGGCAAUGUAAAGAGAUCAUGAACAGCAGCAUCACUAGGGAAACCGUGUGCUCAUACUACACAGCAGCAGAAACAUAUGGACUGAAAUCUGUAAAGACAUGCUGCUUUGACUGGCUUCUCUGCAACUUUAUGAUUCAUCCAACUGUUGAACUUUACAGGGAAAUUGAUACAAAGCUCAUGUAUCUUCUUAUUUCUUCACCUGAUUUACUAGUUAUGCAAAAGGAAAUGGACAUCUACACCACCCUGAAAGGGUGGAUAUUUCUUUAUUUUAAUCCAUCCUGGAAAGGUCCAGUGAAGAAGAUCUUAAUUAAUGCCAACAGGUGGCUUUCCAAGCACAUGGAACGCGUUGAUAACAUCAGUUUUCUUGAAAGUGAAGAAGGACUAAUAUAUCAACUAGUUUUUUAAAAACUGAGUUUCCAACAUAUCAUCUGUGAUGUGGGUGACACAGCUACUCUUGAACAAGAUCGUCUAAUACCUUUAGAAUGGUUGACACCCAUUUAUAAACAGCAAUGGCUGGCUUUGCUUCAAGAACAAGAACACAUGGAAAUAGGGCCACGAAUCAUCAGUGAAGAACUUGAAGACUGCGGCAUGAGAUGUGGUACAAUGAUUAGCAGAGAUGGUAAAUACUCCUGGAAGUGGUCAGAUUUUAGGUUUAGUUUCCCUAUAAGAGUCAACUUUACCAACCGUCACAUCAUUUUUAGGCAAAGUCGUCAGCGGUAUGAUGGAUGUUGUUUAGAACAGGUACGAAAAGUAGUGUUCAAAAUAACUUUGGUGUGUUUUGAUUCCAACGGGAAAGUAACAUUCAGUAAAACAACUGGUCACAAAAUCGUUACCUUUGAAUAUAAGGAGGAACAAAUUGUAAUGAAGUUAGAUGUCAUAGUUUUAAGCUUCCCCUUAUAUAUAUUCUUCAAUUUCCUGUUUUUUUCAUCAGAAAAUGCAGAACAUAUGUGAUCUUGUCAAUUAUUAGACCAUAGAAGCAGCUUACAAACAUUGAUUGAUUCAUUAACUUGAAGGCUGUGCUGUAAAUGUAGUUAAGAUGACCGACAACAAAAUGAAAAUUCUUAGGAGUCUAGCACCACCACAGAGGACUCAAAUCCAUCUGCAUUUUAUUUUAAUACAUUUCUGAAGAAAAAUUCCACAUCCAACAAAGAAUUUGUCAAAGCAAAUCAGAAGAAACUGGUCUUUUGAUUUUUAUUUACCAUCAACGAUCAAGCCUCGAAUGGCAAUAAGAGACGUAUUUGCAAGGAAAAUCAGCGAAAUGAACUUGUUGAGUAGA
Alexandromys fortis (reed vole) is the source of this 2347-nucleotide messenger RNA. RefSeq names its product germ cell-less protein-like 2. Gene Ontology annotation, molecular function: protein binding. The record is from RefSeq and is a predicted model, not a curated record. Gene Ontology annotation, biological process: germ cell development. The transcript has a single exon. NCBI's taxonomy places the organism in Eukaryota, Metazoa, Chordata, Mammalia, Rodentia, Cricetidae.